CGCUGUUGGCCCAGGAGUGUAGGAUACUGGGCUGCGUUGGUCGGAAGAGAGUGGUAGCGCUACUCUGCUGAAACCAGCUAGCAGCUUUUCAGUCAUGACGCUGAGACGAGCCUUGCACUUCGUCUUCAAAGUGGGCGAUCGAGCCAAGACUGCCACCUUCUACCGUGAUGUGCUUGGCAUGCGAAUACUGCGUCAUGAAGAAUUUGAAGAGGGCUGCAAAGCUACAUGCAAUGGCCCAUACGAUGGCAAAUGGAGCAAGACUAUGGUGGGGUUCGGACCAGAGGAUGACCAUUUUGUUGCGGAGCUCACAUACAACUACGGUGUAGGGGAGUACCGUUUGGGCAACGAUUUUCUGGGCUUCACUCUGCAGUCCAGCCAGGCGGUCAGCAAUGCUCGGCGACUGGGUUGGCCCCUCUCAGAAGCUGGGGAGGGUAUCUACCUGGCAGAGGCCCCAGGGGGCUACCGUUUCUACCUACUGGACAAGGAGCAGCCCCAUGGAGAUCCUGUGCAGAAGGUGUCCCUGGCUGUGUCAGACCUUCAGCGUUCCACGCACUAUUGGUCCUCACUGCUGGGGAUGAAGAUCCUGGAGAGGAACGCGGAGAAGAAGACAGUGCUCUUGGCAUUCGGAGAUAAUCAGUGCAAGUUGGAACUACAGGAUAUCAAUGGGACAGUGGACCACGGCACGGCUUUUGGGCGGAUAGCCUUCUCCUGUCCCCGUGAGCAGUUACCUGAUAUCGAGAGCAUUAUGAAGAAGGAGAACCAGAAGAUCCUCACGCCCUUGGUCAGCCUGGACACCCCUGGCAAGGCCACUGUUGAAGUGGUCAUAUUGGCUGAUCCAGAUGGCCAUGAAAUCUGCUUUGUGGGUGAUGAAGCCUUCAGGCAGCUCUCCAAGAUGGACCCCAAUGGGGAGGCACUGCUGGACAAAGCUAUGGCAGCAGACAAAAGCGACGAGUGGUUUGCCAAACACAACAAACAGAAGGCCUCAGCCUAACAGCCCAAGACAGUGUCAGAGGUGGAGCCUUCCUUCCAGAAUCCACAGAGGUUUCCGUUGAUGUCAUGGCCAUGCUGGAAAACUCUUGUCGCCAUUCCAGAACAUUCAAUGAUCACAGCACUGUUAAAGAAAAACACGCACUCUGCUCCUUUGCACAUGACUCUUGUGUGCCAAUAUUCUGUCUCCUCAGUUGAUUUAAGUAGAUGUAAUGUGGCAUGAUCAAAUUAUGCAAAAUAAUGUUUUUGAAGUAUAAACAUAUUUUAUGCAAUGAGCAGAUUUGGAAUACAUGGAUCAGAUUUUCUCAUAGCUGAGAUCAUGCCUUUAAGUCUACAAAUCAACUGUGUUGCACAGAGGCAUGACACAGGAGAAGAUUAUGGGAGUGGAACUUAAUUGGAGCAUUUUUGUCAAAAAUAAUGCUGUUCACAAAUUAAACAUUUAAAUGAACUAAUUCUCCAGUUUAAAUAAAUUGAUAAAAUGGAUGUUGUGAUCUGUUUUUAAGUAUGACAAAAGAUAACAUAAAUAUUGGUGGGAUGCUGCCAUAUCUGGGUAAGCACAGUACUAUUGCUGAAGAUUUCUUGGUCAGUAACUGGACUUUGAUUAUUGUGUCAAUGGUAACAAGCACUCGGGUCUGAUGGAACAAGCAUAUCACAUUAUGAUAAUGAGUCGGCGAGAAUGAACGUCUUCAGUUAUUCUAACACUUAUUAUUAAUUAUUGUAACUGGACAAAAAUAUACUCUUAAAACAGAGGACUUUAAUAUGCUUGCUUCAUCCAUCCUUUCACCUGGAUCACUGGCAGUUGUUGAUGUUAGGAGUUUAAGUAAAUCUCUCUAAAAUCAGGGGCUUACUCUCAUCAUUUGAGAAAAUAGUGGAUUAAGAUAUUUUAAAGAUUAUUAUGGCAGAGGGGGGAUAUAAGAAUUU
Messenger RNA from Megalops cyprinoides (Indo-Pacific tarpon), 1908 nucleotides. RefSeq names its product glyoxalase domain containing 4 (gene glod4). The transcript is spliced from 9 exons. Bases 95 to 991 code for a protein of 298 amino acids. The record is from RefSeq and is a predicted model, not a curated record. NCBI's taxonomy places the organism in Eukaryota, Metazoa, Chordata, Actinopteri, Elopiformes, Megalopidae.